CAAUGAACGACGAUGACAGGGGCCUCAAGUCAUCGAUACGCCUUUGACUCGUUCGUCCACUUGACAACAGGCAUUUCUCCUCGGUUAGACGACGAAAACAAUGACUACCCCUAGCAUCCCGAAGUUCAAGCUGAACAAUGGGGCCGAGAUGCCUGCGGUUGGAAUGGGAUGCUGGAUGGGAGGAUUCGGUGAGGCAGAGAGAGCCUACGAGAUGUGCGUGAAGGCCGUCAAGUGUGGUUAUCGCCACUUCGACACGGCCUCUGGAUACGGCAACGAGGAAGCGGUUGGUCGCGCCCUCCGCGAAUCUGGCGUUCCACGAAGUGAAUUCUUCGUCACGACGAAACUACCUAACGCCGGACACCACCGCGUUAAGGAGUCCUUCGAAGAAUCCCUCGCGGCCCUCAACCUCGACUACGUCGACCUAUACCUCAUCCACUGGCCACAGGGCGAGCGACCGACAGGCGAGCAACGGAAUACAGGCAACCUCGGCGGCACAAGCUACUUUGCGCCCGACGAGUCACCUACCUUCGUCGAUGUAUGGAAGGAGGUGGAGAAGCUGCUCGCGACGGGCAAAGUCAAAACCAUCGGCGUCUCCAACUUCUCAGUGAAGAACCUAAGUGCGCUUCUCCCGCACUGUACUGUGAUCCCUGCCGUCAACCAGGUCGAGAUGCAUCCAUGUCUCCCUCAGAACGAACUGAAGGCGUUCUGUGACGAGAAGGGGAUUUUGCUAACGGCGUAUUCGCCGCUGGGACGCCAUACGACGCUCAUAGAAUAUCCCGCGAUCAACGCUCUGGCUGAGAAGUUCAAGGCGACGCCGGCGCAAAUUCUGCUCAGCUGGGGCGUGCAGCGCGGCACUUCGGUGAUUCCGAAGAGCGAGAAUGCGGAGCGGAUGGCAAAGAACUUGCAGCUCGUCAACCUAUCGGACGAGGACAUGCAGGCAAUCGACGCGAUUCAUAACGUUCCUGGGAUGCACAGGUCGCUCCUCAAGUACCAUUCGGAGGAUGGCAAGGUGAUGGGAUGGACGUACGAGCAGCUGGGGUGGCCGAUGAAUAUUGGAGGUGUCAUUUCGUGAAGCUGACGCAGGAAGACAUUUAGCACAUGGCGCACUAGGGCGCUUAGCAACGUAUAGCACCCGCGGUGUCAUAAACAACGGCGAUACAACGCAAACGCGACAAAAUAACCAGGGAGCUCGAGCGUCUCAAGGCGUCGCCGUGGACCCGGUGUACGCGUGAAUGGUCUCGUCUGCGCAGCCCUCUGGCGUCUCGUAUCUGUUCGGAAGGUG
Molecule: messenger RNA, 1282 nt
Organism: Schizophyllum commune H4-8
Lineage: Eukaryota; Fungi; Basidiomycota; Agaricomycetes; Agaricales; Schizophyllaceae
Product: Aldo/keto reductase
Exons: 9
Coding region: 101-1072 (323 amino acids)
Cellular component (GO): cytosol
Molecular function (GO): aldose reductase (NADPH) activity
Source: RefSeq, a predicted model, not a curated record